Messenger RNA from Phragmites australis (common reed), 1993 nucleotides. RefSeq names its product protein phosphatase 2C 70-like. NCBI's taxonomy places the organism in Eukaryota, Viridiplantae, Streptophyta, Magnoliopsida, Poales, Poaceae. The transcript has 13 exons. The record is from RefSeq and is a predicted model, not a curated record. Gene Ontology annotation, molecular function: protein serine/threonine phosphatase activity; protein binding; cation binding. Gene Ontology annotation, biological process: protein dephosphorylation. Bases 147 to 1871 code for a protein of 574 amino acids.
CACAAAAUGUGCUGUGCUUCCCAAAAUAGGCUCCCCAAGAGACCCACGGAGAACAAAUUAGCUAGCACAAGCGCACGCGCAGAGCGAAGAAAUGGCGAUGGCGAUGCAGCCAUCUUAGCCCCCUCUUCCUCUCCCUCCCCCAUUCCAUGGCUGCUCCUCCUCUGGCGCUCCUCGCUGCUGCCAUAGCCGCGCUCGUCAUCCUCGUCCUCGUCGUCUUCGCCUUCCGGCGAUGGUGGCGGCGGCAGCGCCGCGUUCUCGAGGCCGCCGCGGCGGUCCCUUGCCCGGUCGCUGUCCAGAACGAGGAUCUAAAUAUGCCUCUUCUUUCUGAAAAUCGGGAUGACCAUUCUAGCCAGAGUGAUAGUUUUCUUGGAAGUACUGUAGGAGAAUCUUCGAAGAUUCAAACAAAUAGGAGUAACACUUCGCCUAGAAGUCAUGCAGUUGCUGAUUCAGGAAGGAUUUAUCAUGCUGAAUCUUGUGCUACACAAGGAGAAACUCAUGUAAUCAAUGUUGAAAAUGAUACUUCUGAAGAUUUCCAAUUAGGAAGCACACUUAAGCGUACACCACCAGCUAAUUGGCCAACACCUGAUUUAAAGCACAAAAGGAGGAGUUCUGCAGAGGAUAAUCGUAACGGCAGGGAUAAAACAUAUCAAAGCAGCCUAGAUUUAGAGGUCAUAGCUGGUCCUUCUCAUGGAGUAAGCUGUUCCCGGCAGUCAACUAGCUCUUCUAUGCUCCCGAUUACUCUUGGGAGAGUUCCCCCAAGUGAUUUGGUGUUAAAGGACUCUGAAGUGUCAGGGAAGCAUGCUCGGAUAAGCUGGAAUGCAAAAACAUUGAAAUGGGAACUUGUAGACAUGGGCAGCUUGAAUGGAACUUUCUUGAACUCUCAGGCGGUUCACCAUCCAGAUGUUGGGUCUAGGCAUUGGGGUGAUCCUGCUGAACUUGCACAUGGUGAUAUUAUAACUCUAGGGACAUCAUCAAAACUAUCUGUUCAAAUUUCACUGCAAAAUCAACGGGUUCCUGCUGGAGUGGGUAUGGCAUCUGACCCUAUGGUAGCCCGCAGAAGUGGAAAGAAACUUCCAAUGGAGGACAUCAGCUUUUGCCAGUGUCCUCUGCAGGGUGUUGAACAGUUUGGGCUCUUUGGAAUUUUUGAUGGACAUGGCGGGGAUGGAGCUGCCAAAGCUGUCAGCAAGAUUCUUCCAGAAAAUGUGGCAAACAUUUUAUCUCAUCCUGAAGCAAAAGAACGAGUGCUAUCAUGUUCUGAUGCUUCUGAUGUUCUUAGAUAUGCUUUUACUUUGACAGAAGCUGCAAUUGAUCAUCAGUAUGAGGGUUGUACAGCGACUGCACUUCUUAUUUGGUUCAAUCAAAAUAAAGACUGUUUUGCCCAGUGUGCUAAUCUUGGUGAUUCAGCUUGUGUAAUGAGUGUCAAUGGAAAGAUGAUUGAUAUGACUGAAGAUCAUCGGGUCGCAAGUACAACCGAAAGAGCUAGGAUAUUAAAAACUGGGCAGCCCCUGAAAGAUGGUGAAGUUCGUCUUAGUGGACUAAAUCUUGCCAGGAUGUUCGGAGAUAAAUUUCUAAAAGAGCAAGACUCACGCUUCAGCUCAGAGCCAUAUGUGAGCGAGGCUGUUCAUAUUACCAAAGCAUGUACAGCUUUCGCCGUUAUUGCUAGUGAUGGGCUCUGGGAUGUCAUUAGCACUAAAAGGGCAGUACAGCUUGUUGUUGAGGCAAAGGAGAGGAACGCUGAUGACAGCACCUCAGUGGAUAAAGUAGCCAAUCGUGUAUUAAGUGAAGCUAGGAAUUUGCAAACCAAGGACAACACAUCCAUAAUAUUUGUAGAUUUCGACAUCUUGAGAACAGACCCUUGUAUUGCCAAAUGAUUUGUCCAUUUUGAUACAUCUUGUUCUGAGAAUCAUUUGCCUGGCAGCUUAUAGCUCCAAAAUUUUGCGCCACUGUUAGUUCCACAAGAUUUUACCGAGAUGCAGUAAUGUUUGCGUGAACC